Molecule: messenger RNA, 801 nt
Organism: Scutellospora calospora
Lineage: Eukaryota; Fungi; Glomeromycota; Glomeromycetes; Diversisporales; Gigasporaceae
Source: the annotation of a GenBank genome assembly
AUGGCAGCUGAAAAAAAGCUAACUGAAAAAGAUUAUGGUUUUCCAUUUUAUUAUCCUACUAUUCAUGAUUUAUUAGGUGCAGCAUCAUUUAAUAAUCCAUUUAAUCCACCUCUUGAUCUUAAUAACUCUGAUAGUAUUCGAACGACAUCAACCUCUAGUACGAAUAAAACGAAAACCACUGGUGAUACAACAUUUUGGGAUGAUGUUAGACCAUUAUUUUUACAAUGUAAUGUAAGAUGCAUGUUAGCUCAAACUAGUUCACCUGCUUUUACCAUUCCUCUUGACCUUAGCAAUGCAGAUAGUGUUCGUUACUACGCUAAAAGAAUUGAAGAUAAACUCGUAACACGUCAAAUGCCACCAAAUGAUCCAUGGUCUGAUGAUAAAAUUCAAAUUUAUAAGAAUUGGGAAGCAGGACUUUAUUUGGAAGGGCCUACGAAAUCACCACCAUUCCCUUCACCUAUAGUACCAUUUUAUCCUAAUCCAAAACCAAAUGAUGUCGAUAUUAACUUUGACGAUCAUAUUAGUCCAAUGUUUACAACAUGUAAUCAAUGGUGUAUGAAGGAUAAAAAAGGGUUUGAUCUGAAAGAUUUUGAUACUGUAAAUAAUCUUAAAAAAACAAUUUAUGAAAGACUUAUUGCAGCAGAUGGACAUGAAAUGCCACCUGGUAAUCGAUGGCCUCAAAAGAAUGUUGAUUUAUUUGCAACCUGGGCGAAACAAACACCUAAACCUAAGGAAAAUCAAUUUAGUGAUGAUGUUACAAUUGGAACUGAAAUACCUGAUGAUCCACUAAAAAAAACUUAA